Molecule: messenger RNA, 2114 nt
Organism: Fukomys damarensis (Damara mole-rat)
Lineage: Eukaryota; Metazoa; Chordata; Mammalia; Rodentia; Bathyergidae
Gene: Hbegf
Product: heparin binding EGF like growth factor
Exons: 6
Coding region: 180-806 (208 amino acids)
Biological process (GO): epidermal growth factor receptor signaling pathway; positive regulation of mitotic nuclear division; positive regulation of cell population proliferation
Molecular function (GO): heparin binding
Source: RefSeq, a predicted model, not a curated record
GACGCCGGGUAGCCGCGAGCUGCGCGCAAGUCCCAGCCAGGCUCGCACGCUGAAGCGGGCAGCAGACUGUGCCCGGCAGAAUCUCCUGUGCGCUCCGCCGCCUGGCUCCUGUACCCGCGCCCAGUGGCCACCGCCUCCAAAGUGAUCGCUGCUUCGCCAUCUCCUGCGGGUCCAGGACCAUGAAGCUGCUGCCGUCGGUGCUGCUGAAGCUCUUUCUGGCUUCAGUGCUCUCCGCAUUGGUGACUGGUGAGAGCCUGGAGAGGUUUCGAAGAGGGCUGGCGGCUGCAACCAGCAACCCAGACCCUCCCACUGGAUCUAUGGACCAGCUGCUACCCACAGGAGGUGACCGUGCCCGGGAAGUCCCGGACCUGGAAGGGUCAGAUCUGGACCUUUACAAAGUUGAGUUCUCCUCUAAGCCCCAAGCUCUGGCCACACCAAGCAAAGAGGAGCAUGGGAAAAGAAAGAAGAAAGGCAAGGGGUUAGGGAAGAAGAGAGACCCGUGUCUUCGGAAAUACAAGGACUUCUGCAUUCAUGGAGAAUGCAAAUAUCUGAAGGAGCUCCGGACUCCAUCAUGCAACUGCCACCCAGGUUACCAUGGGGAGAGGUGCCAUGGGUUGAGUCUCCCAGUAGAGAAUCGCUUGUAUACGUAUGACCACACUACUGUCCUGGCUGUAGUGGCUGUGGUGCUGUCGUCUGUCUGUCUGCUCGUCAUCGUGGGACUCCUCAUGUUUAGGUACCAUAGGAGAGGAGGUUAUGAUGUGGAAAAUGAAGAGAAAGUGAAGUUGGGCAUGACUAAUUCCCACUGAGAAAGACCUUUGCUCAAGGAAUCAUCAGGGGAUGGCUACCUCUGAGAAGGCACAAAUUGCUUGCACUCUACUGAAGGAAAGGACUUCUCAACUAGCCAUGAAGACUUCUUCAUCUCCAGUUGCUAUCUUGAUUGGGCUUCUCUUAAUUACUUUGCCAAAAUACCAGAACCUUCAAGUGCCAUAUGGAAUAUGUCCAGUGGGAUCUGGAUUUGAAGAAAGUGAAAGUGGGGGAUCUUUAGAACCUUCUGAUUUUCCUCCACCAAACCUACUCUUUGUUGGUUUAAAAAAUUUAAACACUUGUCUUCUGGAUUAAAAUAUCAUUUAAAUUCCACAUGCUCCAGUAUCUCUGACUAAAAAUACACAAGAGAGACAAAAAAGAAGAAGGAAAGAUUUGUGGACUGGAAGAAAGCAGCAAAGAUUGAGAGGCCAUGUACUCUAAGAGCCGCCAAGGGAUUUGUUACUUGGACCCUCCAGCGAUGGCUUUGAUGAGCAAACUGUGAAAUACUGCAAGCCAGAGAACUCUGAAUUUUGGGACUUCUACCCAGAUGAAAAAAAUAACAACUAUUUUUUGUUGUUGUUUGUUUGUUUGUAAAAUGCCUUUUAAAUUAUAUAUUUAUUUUAUUCUAUGUAUGUUAAUUUAUUUAGUUUUUAACAAUCUAACAAUAAUAUUUCAAGUGCCUAGACUGUUACUUUGGCAAUAUCCUGGCCCUCCUCACAUCCCCACCAUCUGGCUCAAUGCCACACUUCCCUGUGGCCAAUAUGAGACGGCUCUGACCCAUCUGUAGUAAUUUAUUGUCUGUUCACGUUUCUGAAGACCUCCCAGGAUCAGAGUGUCCCGGGGGAGUUCUGAUGGUUGGGAUGUAAGAGUGGUCAGAGCCGCUCUAUGAGUUGGACUGCAGUUUUGCCUAGGCAAUUUUGUCUACCAUUUGUGUUUUGAAAGCCAAAGGUGCUGAUGUCACAGUGUAACAGAUAUCAGUGUUUCCCUGUGUCUUCUCCCUGCCAAAUCUCAGAGGUUGGGCAUCCAUGCCUGCAGCUUUUCUGACACCCCCUCUCCCCUGCCCACCCACAGAGUGGGAACCCAUUAUCCCUUGUGUCAAGACAUUUCUCACACUCCUGCCAUUCUUCUGGUGCUACUCCAUGAGAGGUCAGUGCAGCAGAGGACAGUCUGGAGAAUGUGUUAGCAAAGAAAAAUGCUGAGGAGGAACUGAAAAUUGGAGUUAACUGUUCUUGAUAAUUGAUUACCUCCCAAUUACUACAGAGAAGGUUAGAGGUGGCAAAAGCUUGUGAGUAACACCACCCCAUCACCAC